GAGUGUUAAGCGAUUAGGCACUCGAGAGGAACCAACCAAACCAUACCCGUCGACGUUUUUAUUCAUCCCCAUCUGAAGCAACAGAAAACCCCCAAAACCCUAGAAUUUCAGGAUUCCUCUGCAAUCUCUGACACAAAGCGCGAGAGAUUGAGAGCAGCAACAGCAAUGGAGUUCGACGAGUAUGACUACUUGGAGAAGACGGUGGAGGACCAUGACGACAGAGAUUCGUCUAAGAAGACCAAAAAAGACAGCUCCGAGAAAACCUACCGGAAGCGCGACGAGCUCGACGACGAUCUAGACGCUGCCGCCUACGACGGGCGCAUCAAGAAAUCCAGGGCCGAGGAAGAGAACGGCUCCAGGAAGGAUCGGGAUGGCCGCGAUAGGGAGCGGUCCUCCCGCGACAAGGACCGCCACAGGCACCGCAGCAGCGACAGGGAAAGAGACGGUGAGCGGAGCAGCAGAGACAGAGAUAGAGACAGUGAGAGGAGCAGCAGGGACAGAGAGAGGGAGAGGGAGAAAAGCAAAGAGAGGGAUAGGAGGGAGAGGGACAAAGAGAGGGAGAAGAGAGAAAGGGAUAGAGAGAAGGAGAAGGAGAAGGAGAAGGAGAGGGAAAGAGAGAGAAAGGAGAGGGAGAGGGAGAGGGACAGAGAACGAGAGGAGGGGUCCAGGAGGAGCAGGUCUCGUUCCGAGCGAGACAGAGAAAGAGAGAGGGAACGUGAUUUUGACUCGAGAGAUGGCCGGAGACAGAGGGAAAAGAAAGAAGCUGCAGAGCCUGAGGCAGAUCCCGAAAGGGAUCAGCGAACUGUUUUUGCCUACCAGAUGCCUUUGAAGGCAACAGAGAGGGAUGUUUAUGAGUUCUUCUCUAAAGCUGGCAAGGUGAGGGAUGUUCGUCUUAUCAUGGAUAGGAACUCAAGAAGAUCUAAAGGAGUUGGGUAUAUUGAAUUUUAUGAUGUGAUGUCAGUGCCAAUGGCAAUUGCGCUCUCUGGCCAACUUCUCCUUGGACAGCCUGUGAUGGUUAAACCUUCUGAGGCUGAAAAGAACCUUGUUCAAUCUAAUACUACUAGUGGAGCUGCUGGUGUAGCAGGACCAUAUGGAGCUGUAGACAGGAAACUGUAUGUAGGGAACCUUCACUUCAACAUGACCGAGAGUCAACUGAGAGAGAUUUUUGAGCCAUUUGGUCCAGUGGAGCUUGUACAAUUGCCACUUGAUCUGGAAACUGGACAUUGCAAGGGUUUUGGGUUUGUUCAAUUUGCUCAUCUUGAGCAUUCCAAGGCAGCUCUGAGUUUAAAUGGAAAACUGGAAAUUGCUGGCAGGACUAUCAAGGUCUCAUCUGUAACUGAUCAUGUUGGAAGCCAAGAUACAACUGCGAAAUCUGCAUACUUCGAUGAUGAUGAAGGUGGAUUGGCUUUAAACGCUCAAUCAAGAGCUUUACUUAUGCAGAAGCUGGAUCGCUCUGGCAUUGCUGCUAGCAUUGGCGUUCCACCAGUUGUGAAUGGGUCGGCCCCUGCACAGCAAGCUGUUAGCUUGCCUAUUGGUAAUCCAGGCAUAAUACCAGCACCAGCUCUCCCAACACAACUUAUGACUAACCCAGUUGCCGAGCCUGUUGGAACCCCCAGCGAGUGUUUACUGUUGAAGAAUAUGUUUGAUCCGGCCACUGAGACAGAACCAGAUUUUGAUUUAGACAUUAAAGAGGAUGUAGAAGAAGAGUGUUCUAAGUAUGGGCGGGUGAAGCAUAUCUCUGUUGACAAAAACAGUGCAGGUUUUGUGUAUUUGCAGUUUGAAACAGUGGAAGCAGCAAGUGCCGCUCAACGUGCAUUGCACCUGAGGUGGUUUGCACGUAGAUUGAUUUCAGCUUUGUUCAUGCAACCUCAGAUGUAUGAAGAGAAGUUUAAAGGUGAGGUUUGAUAGUGUGUGCUUCCGGGCCUUGUGGUGGCUCUUAAUGAUGACAAUCUGCAAAUUAUUUCUUAUGUUAGUUUUCAGAAAUCGAGUUCGCGUUUAUAAAUUUUGAUUUAUCACUCGUAUUUAGAUGUACGAAUACAGAAAUUCUACUGUGUAGGUGGGGUUUUUCACUUUCAUAAUUUGCUCGGUGACACACUUAUAUUCUACAUCAUGUUUACAAUUUUAUAGUUAAAUAGUACUUGUGUAAAAAUUUCUCUUAAUGUGAGAACUUUGAAAUGGCAGUAUGUAAAAAUAUUGAUUAA
Molecule: messenger RNA, 2201 nt
Organism: Arachis stenosperma
Lineage: Eukaryota; Viridiplantae; Streptophyta; Magnoliopsida; Fabales; Fabaceae
Exons: 13
Coding region: 166-1905 (579 amino acids)
Biological process (GO): mRNA processing
Cellular component (GO): nucleus
Molecular function (GO): RNA binding
Source: RefSeq, a predicted model, not a curated record